GCUUUGUGUUCUCUUGUUGUUGUGUUUGCCCUCCUCCUCCACAAUCCCCUGCGAAGAAAUAGAAGCUGUCCAAGGUGAUCAUGAAGGAUCAAACAUCCAGCACAAAUGUGGAAGAUCUACUAAGGCAGUCUCAGAUGGAGUUACAGUGGAUCCAGAGACAGCUGGCAAUGAUCGCUGCCAGAAACACACACCAUCACCACCUGCACACCAAAGGCAAGUUGAGAAAUGAAUUUUCAUCCCAGCCAGUGACCGGACACUCUACAGUCUACAACGCGAACCGGUUUCGACUUCUGGAAGAGAAAAACCGAACUCUGAAACUUGAAGUGGCCACGCUGCGCCAAGAGAAACAGCAGCAUAAAAAACUGAAAGCAAAGCUCCAUGCCGCCUUGCAGGAGAAAAAUCGUCUGAAUCUUGAGCUGAUCAACCACCACCUGAAAGCAUCCAAAUAUGACCAGGUGCAAUCUAACUAUGAGCAGCUGAGACAAACCUUUGCUGUGGUAAGCCAGGAGCGAGAAGUGGCCCAGCAGCAGAGGAGCCAACUCCAGACCAAAGUGGAUAACCUGGAACAGGCUCUAAAGCAUAUGCAUGAAGCUGUAGAGCUAAAGCAGCAGUUGCAGAUAGAGCAUGAGCACGCCUUGGUGGCCCUUCACACCAAGCAGAAGGAGAUCAAUCAGCUGCAAAAGGCUUGGGCUCAAAUUGACCAGGAGCAUGAGGAAGCAGUACACCUGUUAAAGGUCAAGGUUUGUGACCUAGAAAAGAAAUGCAGGUUCCACAGUGAUCACUUCCGUCAGCUUUCCAAAGAGCUGCUGAAUUUUCGAUUGCAAUCAGAACCUGUGGUGAUCCUUAGAAAUAAUCCCACCUUUGCAUCCCAGAUCCCAUCAUCAACAGAGAAGAAACCCUCAAAGGUCACGGUUGGAUUUGAAGCCCAGUCCAGAAAAGGUGAUGAGAGUGCUGCAAAUACACCACUACUGAUCUCCCAGUUCUUGCCCGGUGCUCUCCAGAUUGGAGAGAGAGAACCAAGAGAACAGCUGUCUAUCAAAUCCAACACCGUGACAACGGACUACCCCUGCAGGCUUCGACAGCUUUCUCCAUCAGAGAUGGAGGAUGAGACCAGCCCAUCACCCAGGUCCAAACCUCGCUACACAGGCCAGGUCCGCCUUUGCACUGCCCGUUACAGUUAUAACCCUUAUGAUGGACCGAAUGAGCAUCCUGAAGCAGAGCUUCCCCUUGUGGCUGGAAAGUAUCUGUACGUGUAUGGAAACAUGGAUGAUGAUGGCUUCUAUGAAGGUGAGCUGCUGGAUGGCCAAAGAGGACUUGUUCCUUCUAACUUUGUGGAAUUUGUCCAGGACAAAGAAAAAACAGCUGGGGAGGGAGGGGAAGACAUGGGCCCUCUGGACCAUGCACCCCUGGCCUUGAUGGCAACGGAUGGAGGUGCCUCCCAAGAUGGCCUCCUGGGCACAAGUAAUGCCUUGGUUCCAUAUAGCAAUGGGACAGGUGGGCCCUUGGAUCUCGAGGACUUAGCUGAAGAUGUUGUGCCUUACCCCCGUAAGAUCACUUUGAUUAAGCAGCUGGCACGAAGUGUUAUUGUGGCCUGGGAGCCUCCAGUAGUGCCUAUGGGCUGGGGGAACAUCUCUGGCUACAACGUUUUAGUGGACGGGGAACUUCGUGCCAGUUUACCAUACAGCGGUCGGACCAAGUGUUUGCUGGAGAAGCUGGACCUGGACGGCUGCGUUCAUCGCGUGUCAGUGCUGACUGUCACUGACAGGGGCUUGUCAGAUGAGCUGCGCUGCACCUUGCUGGUGGGAGCCAACGUGGUGGUGGCGCCAUGCGGUCUUCGGGUGGAUGACAUCCAGCGUGACACUGCCGAGCUCUCUUGGCUGCCUAGCAACAGUAAUUAUGGUCACACUGUGCUCUUAGAUGGAGUGGAGCAUGCAGUGGUAAAACCAGGAAGGUAUAGACUACGCUUUCACAACCUGAAGCCUCUGACAGUGUACAAGGUGUCGGUGGUUGCGCAGCCCCACCAGGUGCCAUGGCAACUGCCACUUGAGCAGAGAGAGAGGAAAGAAGCUGGUGUGGAGUUUUGCACUCAAGCAGCUGGUCCAACACCUUUUUGCAGAACAGGCCCUCCGCUGCCUCCGCAGGAUGUGCAGGUGCUCUGUGGGCAAGCUCCAGGGGUUUUGCGGGUUCACUGGAAGCCUCCCAUCCUUUCUCCCACAGGCACGUCUAACGGGGCAAAUGUCAUCGGCUAUGCAGUCUGUACUAAAGGACAGAGGGUAGCUGAGGUGUUAUUCCCAAUGGCAGACUAUGUUACUGUUGAGCUGACAAGGAUUCAAUGCCUGGAGGCCAGAGAAGUCAUUGUUAGGACGCUGUCAGUACAGGGAGAAUCCCAGGACUCCCAAGUCGCCGUCAUUCCAAACAACCUGCUUGUGCCUCUACCUCCGAUUCCCCUGCCACCACCAAUGCACCCUCACACGGGUCCCCCGCCUCACCCCCAUGCUCAACCCCAUCUCCAUUCCCCUCACCUUCCUCACCCCAGCCCCCAGCUUCCUGCUCCGCCCCAUGGACAACCACUUCCGCCACAUCCUCCACACCCUCAAUCUCAUCCUAGACUUCCCCAUCCAGGAGGGCCCCCUCAGCCCCAGCUUGGACUCCCACAUCCCCAACCUUUACAUAUUCAGCCUCAUCCACCUCAUCAGGGUCCCAGGCCCCAGCACCAACUCCCUCUGUUACCCCACCCUCAACCCCACCCUAUACCUCAGAGACCAGUAAGUGCCAGAGACCUGGAUGCCAAAGAGCACACCGCCCACCACGGAGGAGCUAUUCCACCUGGCCAGCCUGGCUGGGAUCCCACACGAUCUCCUUCACAGCCUCCUGUGCCCAUGCAAGGCCACACUCUUGAGGCCCCUCGUCCUGCCAAUCCACGUUCUCCAUCCCCUCAGAGGAUUCUUCCUCAGCCCAGAGGCACGCUCAUCCCAGACACUGUGGCCAAAGCCAUUGCCCGAGAAGCAGCGCAGAGGGUGGCGGCAGAAACUGGCAAGGGAGACAGGAGGCAGGACAGAUACGGAGAGCAGGGUUAUUCAUUUCACCAGCAUCACUCUGAUGAGGAAGACGAAGAUGAGGAAGGGUUUGCACGUGGCCGUAGGAGAGGGCCCUCAGUUGAUGAGUUUCUCAGAGGCUCUGAGCUGGGGAGGCCGCCUCACUAUAGUCACAAUGAAGAUUAUCACAGCGAAAGCAGCCGGGGCUCUGACCUGUCUGACAUCAUGGAAGAGGAUGAGGAGGAGCUGUACUCUGAGAUGCAGCUGGAAGAGGGACGGCGACGCAACUCGCACAACACGCCCAAGUCAAACACUCCAGCUGGAGGCCGCCAUGAUCAUGACGGGGGUAGACGAAUUCAUCACGGCGGUCCUCAUCCCCAGAGGCGACCUCUAAUGGUCCCCUCCAUUGAAGUAACCUCUGAAAAUAACAGUGAGGGAAACCUCUCCCCCAUCGCCAAGGAUGUUAACUAUGGCAGAGUAGCUCGGCACAGGACAUGGUCAUCCCGCAGGCACAUGGGCGGCACCAGGUCUCCCCAUGAUGCAGCUGAUGAGGAGCUUCCCUUCAAAGAAGGGCAAAUCAUUAGGAUUUAUGGCGAUAAAGACACAGAUGGGUUUUACAGAGGAGAAGUGCGAGGCAGGAUGGGGCUGAUCCCGUGUAACAUGGUGUCAGAGAUACGAGCAGACGACGAAGAGACCAUGGACGAGCUCAUGAAACAGGGCUUUCUGCCCCUCAGCACCCCCGUGGACAGAAUAGAACAAAACAGAAGAGGAUUGCGUCGAGAUCAGGCCUCAAGACGGAUGGUGGCUCUUUACGACUAUGACCCUAGAGAGAGCUCCCCUAACGUUGAUGUUGAGGCUGAGCUGACAUUCUGUGCUGGUGACAUCAUUGCUGUGUUUGGAGACAUCGAUGAAGAUGGGUUUUAUUAUGGUGAGAUCAAUGGCCAUCGCGGUCUGGUUCCCUCUAACUUCCUAGAAGAAGUGCCUGAUGACGUGGAAGUCUAUCUGACCGAUACCCCGUCCCACUACCCCCAGGAAGAGCCCACCAACCGGCCCCCUGCCAACUCUGCCGCCACCGUAUCAGAGGGAAAACGGGUUACCACAGACACCACUGACACGGCCAACAACAUCACUACACCAGUCCGGGCGCCAUCCCCGAUCGUUCGGCCCCUCCUCCCAGGUACCAUGAGACCCCUCAGCCCUACAAGGGGUCCACACGUCCCACUGGAUCCCAGGGACCCCAGAGAUCUGGCAAACAAGAAGAAAAAAGGACUACUGUCCAAGGGAAAGAAACUCCUGAAGAGACUCUCCCCUGUGAAAUAAAAAAAAAAAUCAAAGAAGCAUAAAUGUGCUGUACAUGUACAUGAUGGGCUCUGUAUAUAGCAUCCAUACAAUCAACUCUGAUCUGACAACACACGACAAAGAGGACAUGAGCUUUGUCUUCUGGUCCAUGUGAGCCUGACAACUGAUAAACAGUAGUUAUAUUCAGUGACUGGUUUGACCAUUUUAUACAGUGCAGUGCCAAAAUUAAGAGCGGUGUCAUUUGCAGACAUAAACACAUAUUACUGUGAUGUACUUUAAAUAAGGGAUGUUUAAAAAAAAAAAAAAGAAAAGAAAGAAAACUAGGAUUUUCAUGACAUUUAUUUUCCUCUCUUAUUUUAUUAUCAGGCAAAAGAAAUGUUAUAAUUAUUUGAAGCAGGGUGGCUGUGAAAACAAAGCAUCUGGUUUCAACUUUUCAAAAGGCUUUCCUCAGCAAAGAAAAACAAAGAAUGGGGGGGGGGGAUGAUACAGACUACACUGUUAUGACACAUUCUGUGAAUCAAUGCUGGCUGCUAACUAAAAUCUUUAUUCAGUGCAAUAUCAUAGAGAGGUGGUAGCAUAUGUGGGGAGAAGAGACAGAUUUCCACUUCUACCUGCUGGAAUUGAGAACAGGAUUUUUUUUAUUUGAUAAAAGUAAUUUAGAAAAGAAUAGUAGAUUGGCUCCAGGGCAUUAAACACCAGGAGAGCUUAGCUGUCUCAGUGGCCUUUAUGAAACCAAUAUGAGCAUGACAUUCCUGUUUUGAUUACAAAACUGACUUAAACCAGGUUUUUGUUUUAUGACGGGUCGCCUGUGCUUUGUCAUUUUUAAGAACUUAAUUAGAGCAGUAAUAUUUGUUGUCUUUGCUGUCAAACUGUCAUGAAACGCCUAGUUCAAGAUGAAAUUUUGUGUCUAUCUUCCUCUUGCACAAAGGUGGGUGUUUUGUCCGAUGAUUGGUUACAGACAUAGCUUGUGUGCCUGUGAGUAUGUAAGGCAGUAUGUGAUGCAUUUAUUUUUUUGCACUUUUAUAUUUGAUCUUCUCUUCUGUUUAGUCAUUUUUUCUGACGGAAAGCUCAUGUAGUUAUUGGUCCUGUGAUCUGUAGUGAUGUGCUGCUACCUCCAUUGCCUGUGCACUGUUUAGUUUGGUUGUCUCACACAGAUCUGUAGUUAGUGGGACAUGCUGAAGUCACAUAAAAACUACAAAUCAAAGCUCUUGAGGCGUGCAUUGUUCUCUGCUUUUGUUACAUGAUGUCUGUAGAGAAAUAUUAAUUUCUUUAACUCAAGUUUUGUGUUGCUUACAUGUUCUACUUGCACUUACAGUACAUAAGGACUAUACUUAUACAAAUUUGAUGUGUUAAACAACAUAUAUGUGAUUGUUCCAAAGGAACCUGGUACAGACCUGAUUUUUAUUCUAUUCCUAUGAUGUUGAAUGAUUUAAUAAUUUAUUAGAUUAGAUGAACUCAAAGAGAUUGCUCUUAUCAGCUGCAAGUUUUUAUUUAAGAAGAUUAUUUUACAUUUGUUCAUUGGGAAUUAGAGUUUUAUUUGGACAUAAAGCUCUAAAAAUAACAGAUAUAGUUCUAUAUUUAGCAUCACUUCUGAAACCAUAUAUCCCUCUGUGAUCAGAAUUUUAAAAUUCAGCUCAAACAUCUUUAUGAUGGUGUUGGCACUUAGAUAAACCAAGAAAAAUGUAUCUUGGGAAGCUUAAAAAUCUAGGGAAAAUACCUAGAAAUACCUCAGUCUUUGGCUUUCAAGGAGACAGACAUAAUCUGUGUUAAUCUGACAAGAUUAAAAAAAGUCUCUGUAGGUUGUGCCAACAUUUUUGUGCAGUUGAGAUUAAUAGAAGUGCUGAAGAACUUGAAUACUAGCGGGAGGGAUAGCACAUAGCUUAAAUAUUUUGAUUACUUUCUGUUUAGUUUCAUGCUCAUUCUCUGCGUUUAAUCUUUUUUUUUUCUUUAUUAUGUUAUGACCUUGAGGUGAGUUAAUGGUGAGAAGAAAGGUUCCCCUCUGCAUUCUUUAUCUAAAUUUAUGAUGACAUGGACUGAAAACAGAGGUUAGCCAGAUCAAAGGAAAAAGUCAGUGCAACAGGUUUACAUUUUUUCUCUUUUCUUUUCUUUUCUUUUCUUUUCUUUUCUUUUCUUUUCUUUUCUUUUCUUUUCUUUUCUUUUAAAAGCUAACCAUAAUUUCUCGUCCAAUCGUUCACAAUGUUGAAAUAAUAUGGUAUUCCAAAACCAAAUCAUUCACCUGUGAAUGAGUGUAGUGUCUCCAAAUGGUGUAGCUCUUUUGUACUAUGAUCCAUUUGUAGAUAAUUUCUAAAUGUUUCUACUUGAUUUUACGACAGCCUUUUUUUUAGUGCACUGAGAUUUCUCUCCCUGUAAAAGACUGCAAGCAUUCUCCAUAGUGUCCUUUGAAAUCAGAUGUAUCAGUCCACCGUAUGUGCUUGCUUUGUGAAUCAAGUAAAAAGAAAAAAGAAAAAAAGUAAAAAAAAAAAAAAAAAAAGAGAAAAGUAAAACUGAAAUCAUUGGAUGGUAUUUAUGAUGAUUAUGUGUGGGUGUGCAUGUAAAAAAAAAACUACAACUUUUAUAAUCAAAUUAAAUUUGAUAUUUUUUAGAAAAUAAC
This is a messenger RNA of Melanotaenia boesemani (Boeseman's rainbowfish), 6945 nucleotides long. It is a transcript of the gene rimbp2a, whose product is annotated as RIMS binding protein 2a. Bases 81 to 4355 code for a protein of 1424 amino acids. The transcript is spliced from 25 exons. Gene Ontology annotation, molecular function: protein binding. Lineage: Eukaryota; Metazoa; Chordata; Actinopteri; Atheriniformes; Melanotaeniidae. The record is from RefSeq and is a predicted model, not a curated record. Gene Ontology annotation, biological process: neuromuscular synaptic transmission.